UGUCGUUGGAUUAAACAGUUUCUAAAAUUUUAAUUAUAUUUUUUUUUGUUUUAUUUAAUUUAUUAAAUAAUUUUUGAUUUUUAUAAUUUAUUUAAUCAUUAAAACUAUUUGUGAUUUUUAUUUGUUUUUAUUAUUUUUUUUUGUUAUAAAAAUUCAUAAUUUAUUAUCGGUUGAGAACUUAUAGUGGUGUGAUUGCACACUUUAGCAAUUUUAUAUUUUAUUAUUUUCGUAAUUUUUUAAUACUUUUUAUCGGGCUAAUUAAAGUUAAACCGUCACAUUACUGCAUUUGUACCGUGUUCAUUUAAAAGCUUUAGAUUUCGGUGUAUUUUUGUAAAAUUUGCAUUUUUAAACGAAACUUUUUUUAUAUUAAAAGCAGUGAACUUGUGUAAUUAUUUAAGAGAAUAUUAAAAAUUACCAAAAAACAAAAAUAAAAGAAGGUAUACUUUUGGUUUUUAUAUAUCCACAUAUUUUUCAUAAGAGAUCAACAAGUGAAUAUAGAGGCACAGUACUAAAUAAUAUUCUUUAUAAAUUUUGUGAAAAUCCAGAAUAAAUAGACCAGCCAAUAUGAAUAAUUUGAAAAUACCACAUUCACCAAAUGAAGCCGAAAAAGAGGAAACUCUGUCAUUGAUUCGUGAAUCAUUGACACACACGAUGAUAUGUGAAGGAACUCAUUUUGAUGGAAAAAUUCCUCAUGUUUUUGUUACAUUUGGAGCAUCUGGAGAUUUAGCUUGUAAAAAGAUUUAUCCAACAUUAUGGUGGUUAUACAGGGAUAACUUAUUACCAAAACCAACACUUUUCUUUGGUUAUGCUAGAUCAGAUAUUACAAUUGCUCAAUUACGUGAAAAAUGUAUUAAAUACAUGAAAGUGAAACCAAGUGAAGAGAAAAAAUAUGAAGAAUUUUGGAAAUUAAAUCAUUAUGUACGUGGCUCUUAUGAUAAAGGAGUUGAUUUUGAAAAUCUUGAUAAAGAAAUUAAAAAAUUAACAUGUGAUUUAACAGCAAAUCGUGUAUUUUAUUUAGCAUUACCACCAAAUGUAUUUGAAAUAGUAACAUCAAAUAUUAAGAAUCAUACAAUGGCAGAGAAGGGCUGGAAUCGUGUUAUUAUUGAAAAACCAUUUGGACGUGAUGCUGAUUCUUCGAAACAAUUAAGUGAUCAUUUAUCGAAACUAUUCCGUGAAGAUCAAAUUUAUCGUAUUGAUCAUUAUUUGGGUAAAGAAAUGGUACAAAAUUUAAUGACAAUCCGUUUUGCAAAUAAAAUUUUUUCACCAACAUGGAAUCGUGAUAAUAUUGCAUCCGUUUUAAUAACAUUUAAAGAACCAUUCGGUACACAGGGACGUGGUGGUUAUUUUAAUGAAUUUGGUAUAAUACGUGAUGUUAUGCAAAAUCAUCUAUUACAAAUUUUAUCAUUAGUUGCAAUGGAACGACCAGUAUCAUGCCAUCCAGAUGAUAUACGUGAUGAAAAAGUACGUGUUUUAAAAAGUAUUCAACCAGUUGAAUUAAAUGAUACAGUAUUGGGACAAUACAUUGGUGAUCCAAAUGGUGAAGGUGAUGCAAAAUUAGGUUAUUUAGAUGAUCCAACAGUACCAAAAAAUUCAACAACACCAACAUAUGCAUUAGCUGUAUUAAAAAUAAAUAAUGAACGUUGGGAUGGUGUACCAUUUAUAUUACGCUGUGGUAAAGCAUUAAAUGAACGUAAAGCUGAAGUUAGAAUACAAUAUAAUGAUGUUGCUGGUGAUAUAUUUGAAGGUAAUUCAAAACGUAAUGAAUUAGUUAUACGUGUUCAGCCAGGUGAAGCGAUUUAUGUUAAAAUGAUGACAAAAUCACCAGGUAUAACAUUUGAUAUGGAAGAAACUGAAUUAGAUUUGUCAUAUAAUCAUAGAUAUAAAGAUGCAUAUUUACCGGAUGCAUAUGAACGUUUAAUAUUAGAUGUAUUUUGUGGUUCAUUAAUGCAUUUUGUACGUUCAGAUGAAUUGAGUGAAGCAUGGAGAAUAUUUACACCAUUAUUGCAUAAAAUUGAGAAAGAGCUUCCUAAACCAAUUAAUUAUGUUUAUGGAUCACGUGGACCAAUUGAAGCAAAUAAAAAAUGUGCUGAAAAUAAUUUUAAAUAUUAUGGAUCAUAUAAAUGGCAUGGUAAUAAUAAAUUAUAAAAAUCAUGUGAAAGAGAUUUAAAUUUUGUACAAAAAAACAUAAAAGAGGAGGAAUCAAAUGAAAAAUUAAAAUUUUGUCAGGAUAUUAAUGGAAAAUAUUAAUUAAAUUUUUGAGGUGAAAAUAUUAUAUAAUAAAAAAAUGCAAUUUAAUAAUUUAAAGAUAAGACAAAAAAGAAAAAGAGAACAAAAUUGAAUAUGAAAUUAAAAAUGUUGAAUGUAGGUGAUUAAUAAAUUAAUUAAUUUUUUUUUUAAAACACUUUAACAUUUUUUGUAUAAGUUGUUUAAAAUUUUUGCGGUAUAAUUGUUUUUCAAUUUUUUAUAUUCUUUAUGGUAUAAAAUAUUUUUUCUACUUUAUUUUUAAUUAUUAUUUAAAUAAAAAAUGUUUUUGUUAUAUUAAAUCAUAUUUUUAU
Condylostylus longicornis is the source of this 2555-nucleotide messenger RNA. RefSeq names its product glucose-6-phosphate 1-dehydrogenase (gene Zw). Gene Ontology annotation, molecular function: glucose-6-phosphate dehydrogenase activity; NADP binding. The record is from RefSeq and is a predicted model, not a curated record. The transcript is spliced from 4 exons. Lineage: Eukaryota; Metazoa; Arthropoda; Insecta; Diptera; Dolichopodidae. Gene Ontology annotation, cellular component: cytosol. Gene Ontology annotation, biological process: pentose-phosphate shunt, oxidative branch; glucose metabolic process. The coding region runs from base 565 to 2145 and encodes 526 amino acids.